Drosophila gunungcola (fruit fly) is the source of this 685-nucleotide messenger RNA. RefSeq lists its product as uncharacterized. The coding region runs from base 17 to 670 and encodes 217 amino acids. Lineage: Eukaryota; Metazoa; Arthropoda; Insecta; Diptera; Drosophilidae. The record is from RefSeq and is a predicted model, not a curated record. The transcript has 3 exons.
AUGGGAACGAUGGAGAAUGAAACAGGUUGUGGUCUAUAUUUGUAAACAUUUUCGCAGUUACGGAAGCAAUUUGAGCAACAUAUUAAAAGAGAACAACGAAUCUUUCUCACUAGUAUUUGACCAAAAUUUCUUCCUGCAUAUUUUGUUAAAUGGGGCCACCUAUAUAGAGGGCUCCUGCGCCGAGCAACUAGCUAGCUCCUGCGGCCACCGACACUCUGCUGACGCACUACUCCCGGUGCACUUCAACCCGUUGACGGACCGCAUCCAGGCCUAUUCCGGCCAUCUACGCAAUGCAUCAGGGCUGUUUUCGACGACUGACGUCCUGCCUCUGCGCCGCGUCCAAGUGAUCCCUCGCAGAUGGUCUUGGCCAACAGGAACCUUUAGCUUUUCUGAAAUUAUUUUGUUAAAUGGGGCCACCUAUAUAGAGGGCUCCUGCGCCGAGCAACUAGCUAGCUCCUGCGGCCACCGACACUCUGCUGACGCACUACUCCCGGUGCACUUCAACCCGUUGACGGACCGCAUCCAGGCCUAUUCCGGCCAUCUACGCAAUGCAUCAGGGCUGUUUUCGACGACUGACGUCCUGCCUCUGCGCCGCGUCCAAGUGAUCCCUCGCAGAUGGUCUUGGCCAACAGGAACCUUUAGCUUUUCUGAUAUUGUAAAAAUCAAUUAAUUAAUUUAUCUAAAA